Candidula unifasciata is the source of this 4656-nucleotide messenger RNA. NCBI's taxonomy places the organism in Eukaryota, Metazoa, Mollusca, Gastropoda, Stylommatophora, Geomitridae. The record is from the annotation of a GenBank genome assembly.
AUGUUCAACUGGAACGGCCCAAUGAGAGGGCCUGGGUUCCCACAAUCACAGCCCAUGAUGCCCAUGUCUGGCUCACACAUGUCCCAGAUGUCUUACCAGGGAGGCCAUCCACAGUGGGGUCAGCAGGCUGGUAUGGGCAUGAUGAUGGGUCUAGGGUGGACCCCAGCCAACCAGGCACACAUGUUUCCCCAGAUGAUGCCUGGGAUGGUCAGCAUGCCGGUCACCCCAAUGAUGGGCGGUUUGGGACCGGCAGGCAGCAUGGCCCCUGCACCCCCUUCUCAGCCACCGCCCCCAUUACCUGCGGAGCCACCUCCACCAUCACCCAGUGCACCUAGAGCCAGGUCCUCACCCAGCCCAGGUCAUGUCCAUCCUCCAGGUCUAGCUCCGGGUCAGGUUCAUCCUGGAGGUCCAGCUCCGCAGCAAGUUAGAUCUCAAGGUGUGGCCACAAGAGAAAGUAAUCCGCGACAAGGCCCUGCUACAGGGUCGAGCGCUGCUUCAGGUCUCCAGUCUGACACAGAGAAGGCAGAGUCAGAUCCACUGUUGGUGGCUGAGCUGGAGAAGGUCAAGCUGGAGGAGGUGAUGUUUGUGGAGCAGUACCGACAGUGGAAGCAGCAGUAUGAUGAUUGGCGCACACAGAACCAGAAUCACCCCAACAAGGAACAGUUUGGGCAGUACCUGGAGCAGUGGAAGACUUAUGAGGUGCAGAUGGAAUCACGGAGAAUAACUAUCCACACACGGAAGCAGCAACUAGAGAAUGAACUGGCCAGGAUAUCAGCAGCAUCAGCUUCCAAAGCAGAGGCUGCCAGGUUGGGAUCAUUUGUGCCGUCAUUUAAAGCUGUCGACUCAUCACAGGCUUCAUCAGGCAAAUCAGCCUGGGACCAAGGCACACAAAAUGUCUCACAAUCAUCCCAGGAUCUACAAGGCACACAAAAUGUCUCACAAUCAUCCCGGGAUUUAAAAGGCACACAGAAUGUUUCACAAUCAUCCCAGGAUCUACAAGGCACACAGAAUGUCUCACAAUCAUCCCAGGGUGUUGCUGUUGGUGGCAGAGAGAAUAGACUUUUGAAUGAUCAAAGAGCAGCACCAUGUGGACCAGGUCCGGGUGAGAGGUUUGCUGGUAGUGGCUCAGUGGGGCCGGCUAUACCGGGCAGGAUGAAUCAGUUUGCAGAGAACAUGGGGAAUGGAGGGAAGGCUACGCCUGUGACAGUUGAGGAAAAGGGAGAGGAAGACAUGAAUUUGGAUGAGGAGGAGGGGGAGGCUGGAGGUGCAGGUAUCAUUGAAGGCGGGCAGCAAGCUGAAGGCAAUGUCUGGCAGGGUCAGCAGACACCGGGCACAGAAUCCCUCAACCAACAAUCAGCAGGUGAUUGGAACUCAUGGAAUCGAGCACAAGAAAACCAGUGGGCAGGCGGGGUUCCUAGGUCUGCCAGAGAAACAGGGUGGGCUGACCAAACAGGCAGAGACAGAAACUUACAGCAACCCACUGACAGUGUUAGAGGGCAGUACGGGGAUGGAUGGACUGAUAGCAACCCACCGGCAGGGCUACCUUUUGGCAGCGAAGCUGGACAGGAUGUGGACUCGAGAGUCCUGAGACCUGGAGACCUCAACACCCUUGGGGCGGCCACUGAUGGUUCCAGCAGGGAAGGCUAUAGUGACAGAUAUUAUAAUGAUGAGAAUGAUUUCAGGAACUUCUCCCAGGCAGGGCCUGGUGGAGGACAGUUCCACAGGGGCGGUGAACCUGCCAUUCAUAGAGGUCGAGGUGGAGAAUUCAUUAGAGGGAGAGGUAGGGGUGAGGACUUUCAUAGAGGCAUGGGAGUAGAUCCUCACAGAGGGAGGGGAGGUCACUUCCCAUUAGGCAGAGGUGAUGGUCCAAGAGGCACUGAGUUUUCACAAGGUAUGGCCACUGAUUAUCACAGUGAAGAUGCAGGGGCAAUGUUCAGUCAUUCUUUCCGUUCAGAGGAAUUUGAUCAUAUGGAAGGACCUAUGAGAGGUCGGGGUGGGUUUUAUGCACGUGGAAGAGGGUUACCUUCUCUUUUGUCUUUAGGCAGAGGUGAUGGUCCAAGAGGCACCGAGUUCUCACAAGGUAUGGCCUCUGAUUAUCACAGUGAAAAUAGGGGGGCAGUGUUCAAUCAUUCUCUCCAUUCAGAAGGAUUUGAUCCAAUGGGAGGACCUCUGAGAGGUCGGGGUGGACUUUCUGCACGUGGGCGAGGGUUGCCUUCUCUCCUGUCGUUAGAGUUCAACAACAGAAACCAGUUCUCCGACCUUGAUCUUAGAGAGGGGGAGACUGCUGGACCGGUGGUACCUGCACAGGCUGAUGCUGGCAAUGAAAACCUUUUUGAAGGUCGAGUGGGAAGGGAAGGUCAAGGUUACUUGAAUGAUGAUUAUGAAGGUAGUGGGUCGUUGCCUACAUCAGGAAGAGGAUUUAGUCAAAGGGGAGGCUUGGAACAUAGAGGGGCUGCAUACAGAACACCUGGGGGACUUGUUAGUGAAAAUAGAGGGGCUGCAUACAGGGCACCUGGGGGACUUGUUAGUGAACAAUUUGAUGGCAACUUGUCGUUGGGUCAGGGCAGCCAGAGGCCCAUACCUGGUCAAGAUGGCUUGCCUUGGAGACCAGGUGCCAACACUUCACUCACAGACGUGCAGUAUGGUGCAGAUUAUGCCAGGAGACCUCCCCUGUCCAGCAGGGAAGGAGCUCCAGGUCAACCAGAGGAUGACCUGCAGCGUUUGGGUGAGUUUGCUGAGGCCAACAAGUUGCGACAACCUGAUGGACCGACCCCCAGAGACACAACCAGCGACAGAGGACAGAUUGCUAAGCCAGAUGUGUCCACGGACAAGAAUGUGUGGAACAACCAACCAGGAGACAACAUCUCUGAUCGUUGUAGUCAGCAGGUGGCUGCUGGGAAUGUCCCGGUGCCUGGCAGAGAAAGAGCUCGAAGAAUGUCUGGCCACGAUGACGGCCAGCUGCAGACCAAGAGAGGCAGGUUCCAGUCUGAAGAGGACAGAGAUGAAAACAGGGUCAGUUUGUUUGCCACUGCAGGCUAUGACACUCCCACAGAACGUAAACGCUUCCUUCCAGCAGAGAGCAUUGAUUAUGGACAUAAAGGAAUUGACAGAGAGAAGAGAAGUGUCCAGCCGGCCCAGGUCAUUGACUAUGGUCAUGGUCAGUCGGAAGUGAAAAUAUCAGGUGUGGACUUGGAUGCUGCAGAUCAAGUAGACAGACCAGCCACCAAUACCAUCAGAGGUGAGUCAGAUCUGUUGUCAGAUCAAGUAGACAGACCAGCCACCAAUACCAUCAGAGAGGGUCAGGAUCGUUCCCGGAUGUCCGAGCUGAGAGAGAGUCAGGAUCGUUCCCGAGUCUCUGAGCUGAGAGAGGGUCAGGAUCGUUCCCGGAUGACCGAGCAGAGAGAGGGUCAGGACCGUUCUCGAGUGCCCGAGCUGACAAAAGUUCAAGACCGUUCUCGAGUGCCCGAGCUGACAAAAGUUCAAGAUCGUUCUCGAGUGCCUGAGCUGACAAAAGGUCAAGAACGUUCCCGACUGCCCGAGCUGAGAGACAGAGAGGCCAGUUUGAGGAGGACUGAUGUUGCUAGAAGAGGGGAUUCCCCACCUAGCAGACGCGGAGAUGAGUUUGCUGAUCAGGACUUGCGGCUGUUUGAAGCUGCUGGGGUCAGCAGCCAGAGAAUGUGGCUCAGUGAUGAUACUGAUCUGCGUGAUGACAACAGAGGCAGCCGGGCCCCCUUGAGACAACGAGAUAGAUUUGCUGAAGAGGAAGAUCUCAGGGGAAGCAGAAGGUCUGGCCUUGGUUCCAGAGAUGAUGGUCGCAGAAGCAGAGACAAGGAUAGUGAAGCUGUGAGGUUGUUGCCUCGGGAUGAUGUCCGCUCUACAGAUUACCUAGAGAAACAUGAUGACUACUACGGUCGCAGAAGUGAUAUGUAUGAUCGCAGAAUUCAGGACCCUUACUUGGAUCGAAGCAGUGAUUACAUGCGACAGCGAGAAGAAAGACAAAGUGGGGAUGUGUUCCCAGGCAGAGAUGGUCGAUACAGCAGUAACAGUGAUGUUGGCCUUCAUGGACAAGACAGGGACCGCUUGGGUCGCCCCUUGUCCCCGGCAAUUCGGGACAGCACAUUACUGACCACACCUCCACCACAGAGCAAGCCAGAGUCCGUCAAGGUUGAAGAUCUCCUGUGUCCACCCAACCGAGACAGCCGCCCCCCACAGAUCGUGACCAUCAUCAGAGGUCUGCCUGGAAGUGGGAAAACUUACGUCAGCAAGCUUCUCCGGGAAAAGGAGAUCAGUUGUGGGGGGUCUGCCCCGAGGAUGUUGUGUCUGGACGACUACUUCAUGGUGGAUCUGGAACAGGAAGUGCCAGAUCCAGACACGGGCAAGAAGGUCAAGAAAAGGGUGCUGGAGUACGAGUAUGAGCAAGCCCUGGAGGACCCCUACAGGCAGAGCCUGCUAAAGUCAUUUAAGAAGACCAUCGACGAUGGCUUCUUCCCUUUCAUCAUUGUGGAUGCCACCAACGAGAAAGUGGCUCAUUUCUCCGAGUUCUGGAGCUAUGCCAAAUCCAAGGGUUUUCAGGUUUAUGUUGGAGAGCUGACCGUUGAUGUGGCCACCUGUAUACAGCGCAAUGUCCACCACUGGACCGAGUGGGACAUUGAGAAG